CAGAGGUCACGUGCUCCUCCUGUAGCGAGGCGCAUGUUGUUUACCUCGGACUGAUCUGAUCCAGACUGACCCAGACUAGACCCGAUCAGACCCGCACCAUGCUCCCGGGGCUCCGAGCCUCCCUGUCCGGCCUGCGCGCUUGUGUGAGCGCCGGCUCCCGGAGAUCGAUGACCCGCGGGGCGCCGCUGUCCCACAGCCGCCUCCCGAGCCUCGGUACCCGGCCACAGAUCCACAGCUGCACCGUGGACCCUGGACUCACGGAGCAGUUCAUCUUUGAGGACUGUGUGGACCCGAAACAAGACCUGGACCACGACUUGACAGAUGCGUUUCGGAUGCCCCCUGACCCUGCUCCUUUGACCUCUCGCGAGCACAUUAUCCCAGCACACAGGAAGAGGCGGGGCUUGGAACGGCAGCUACAGACUCUUAAGACCAUGGUGAGCCUGGAUGAGGACCAGAGCGAGAACCUGAUCCACUUCCAUGACUCCCCAACUUCAAGUCUGAGCCCAGCCCAGACUGGACCAGAUCCUGAUCUAGAUCCAGAUCUAGACCCAAGUGCUAGGUUCUCGUCAGUCCCCUGCUCUGGCUGUGGGGCUCUGCUGCAGACCAUAGACCCUGUGGUCCCGGGGUUCCUGCCUCUGCACCUCUUCAAGAACCUCCAAGACCAGGACCAAGACCAAGACAAAAAACAGGACAAAAACCUGAACAAAGACCAGGGAAAGACCAAAGGCAAACCCAAGUCCAGCUCGAAUCGGACUCUGUGCCAGCGCUGUCACCUCCUCACCCACCACCAGCAGAUCCUAGAGGUCACGCUGAACCAGGACCACUUCAGACAAACUAUCUCGUCCAGACUUCGCUCAGCCCGGGUCCUGGUUCUCCUGGUGGUCGAUUUGGUGGAUCUGCCCGACUCGAUCAUCCCAGACCUCCAGGACCUGAUUGGAUCCAACAAACAGGUGGCAGUAGUGGGCACAAAGCUGGACCUUCUUCCUGUCUUGACCCCGUUGGACGUGAGUUGUGUAAAGAAGCGGCUCCAGGAGUACAUCCACACUGUGACCGGGUACCAGCCGCUGUCCGUCAACCUGGUCAGUGCCAAGACCGGCUUCGGGAUCGAGACCCUCGUCUCGGGGCUCCACAGGGUCUGGAGACACAAGGGCGACGUGGUGCUGGUGGGGUCUGCUAACGCCGGGAAGUCCACACUCUUCAACGCUCUGCUCGAGUCCGACUACAACCGACUCUCAGGGUCCCGGAGGGCUACGGAGUCACCUUGGCCUGGGACCACUCUGAACCUGCUCAAGUUCCCCAUCCUGAACCCGACCCCAGCACGGCUCCUCCGACGCCAGCAGAGAUUGAAGGAGGACGCCAUGCUUCUCCAGGGUAUUGAACCGGGUACGACAGCGGGUACAGAGAACAGGAGGGGCCAGGAGUGUGGGUACGUUUCAGGGCAUGUCGGGAGAACGUUCAAAACCCUCUCCAGACCUGAGGAGAUCCAGUUUGAUCCAGACGUGCUGGCUUUUGGAGAAACGGAGGAUGGACUUAUGACCAGACCAGUUGCAGAGAAAAUUGAAGAGGAACUGGCUCCACACCAUGCGAGAGAUGCACACUGGCUCUACGACACUCCAGGAAUCCUCAAAGACCAAGAUAUGCUGAAGCUGUUGACCGAGCAGGAGAUCCGGGCUGUGGUCCCAGUCCAAGCUCUGGUUCCUCGGACUUUUGUGCUCAAACCAGGUUCUUGUCUGUUUGUGGGAGGUCUAGUCCGCAUCGACUUCAUCAGUGGCCCUAAGUCGGCAUGGUUCUCGGUUCUGGUCUCUGGUGAGCUCCCGGUGCAUGUGUCCAGUGUGGAAAGGGCGGACAGCGUGUAUGAGAAGCACGCGGGGGAGAGGCUGCUCGGGGUGCCCAUGGGAGGAGCCGAACGGAUGAAGACUUUUCCUAAACUCCUCCCCUCUGACCUCCAGAUCCAAGGAAAAGGCUACGAUGAAGCAGCGGCAGACAUCAAGAUCUCCUCUGCAGGUUGGGUGGCUGUGACUCCGCCUCCUGGUGAUGUCAUCGACGUGAGGGUGUGGUCUCCGGAGGGGGGUGCGGUCACUGUGAGAGUGCCCUCUCUGCUGCCUCGUGUGGUGAUGCUCAAAGGAGCACGCAUCAAGAAGUCUGCUGCCUACAAAACACGCAAACCCCCGACAAAACCACUGUCCAGCCAAUCAGGAGCCAAAAAGAGCAAAAGCAGGAAGGGGCAUGCUGGUGCUGCAGCGUCCAUUAUGGGUCAAUGAUAUGUAUGUAAUGCAUUUUCAGACUUUUGGAUCUUUAAGGUAUAUUUUGUAUCUAUGUACAGUACAAGUCAAACGUUUGGACACUUUUUUGUUUGUUUUUCUUUAUUUAGAAUGUAGAUUCUCACUGAAGCAUCAAAACUAUGAAAGAAAAAACACUUAAAAUAACUCCAAACUUGUUUUAGAUACAUCUUUUUUUGAUAGCCACUCUUUGCUCUGAUCCCUGGUUUGCACUUUUGGCAUUUUGAGCAGGUCAGUUGGUUGUUCUCCACUGAGGAAGGAGCCUGUUUUCUGCUGAUCUACUUUUAUCAGGGAAUUUAAAUAAAUCUGUCUCACUCCUAUUUAUUCCACAUUUUUUUGGUAUUUGGCAAUUUUUUGGCACUAUUUAAGAAGAAAACAGUGGACGAACAGCCAAUAUCACAUUUGGAAAUGUUCCUUAUUAUUGUCAUUUCAGAAAAUCUUAAACUAAUCUAUAAACACACAGACACAUGGGGCAUAUUUGGUGUCUUCAGUAUGUCUAUAAAAAGGAGAAAGUUGUUAACAAAGUAAACAAGUGUCCAGACUUUUGACUGGUAGUGUAUGUGUGUAUGUCUCCAGAUACAAAAACAUUGCACAUGAUGGCCAAGUUGUUGUUUAGUUGUUAUUUAUUCGUUCUCCAUGGACAGGUUGAGCAGACAGAAUGUGAUGAGCAAAGGAAAAAAACCUCCUCACAAUCAAGUUGAUGUGUGUGAUGUGUGGGCCUGUGUGUGUUUAUGAGCAUGUCUCCAGGCUUCAUAGUUACAUACUUACUUCAUAGACUUUUGGUGGUAUCAAACAGAUAUACAUAAAAUAGAAAUGAAGACAAAGAAUAUGAAAACCAUGUUAGAAGAAUAACACGGCUGCAUAUAAAUAUGUACACAUUCAUUGUUGAACAUAUGUACAGUUUUAUGGCUCUUGUUUUGUCAGAGCAAAAUCUUUGUGGAAAAUAAAAAAAAUGUUUUUGU
Molecule: messenger RNA, 3241 nt
Organism: Periophthalmus magnuspinnatus
Lineage: Eukaryota; Metazoa; Chordata; Actinopteri; Gobiiformes; Gobiidae
Gene: noa1
Product: nitric oxide associated 1
Exons: 12
Coding region: 99-2261 (720 amino acids)
Molecular function (GO): GTP binding
Source: RefSeq, a predicted model, not a curated record